Molecule: messenger RNA, 252 nt
Organism: Fibroporia radiculosa
Lineage: Eukaryota; Fungi; Basidiomycota; Agaricomycetes; Polyporales; Fibroporiaceae
Exons: 2
Coding region: 1-252 (83 amino acids)
Source: RefSeq, a predicted model, not a curated record
AUGGGGUCGGUGCGGGUGCUGCUCCUCGGGAUGGGAGGGCGUACAUCCCUGGACGGGGUGCUCGCGUUAACUCGUCUCCUUUGGGGCGACUACCCUCUCGCGGUGGAGCAGCUCCGGUGGGUCUCCUCUCCUAUCCCUCGCGACCGGCGGGUGUGUCGUUUCUGCCAGGUGGAUGGCAACGUAGAAGACGAGGCGCAUGUUCUGCUCGACUGUCUCGAUGCGCGGCUGGUGGCCAUGCGCGAUCUGUUCUAG